AUGCCGUCAAGAGGGGCGUUGGAUCCCUUUGCCGUCCUCGUCGACGCCAAACGCGAAGUUUCACUCGCUGCCAUCGCCGCGCGGGCGAAGCUUUCCAUCUCCGACCUCCGCCAGCUCAACCCCGGGCUGAACUCGUACAGUCACCUGGAGCCACUGCCUGUCGGGACACUGGUUCAUCUGCCUCCGCUGCUGGAUCAACAGGGAAAUCCGUACGGCAACUAUUUCACCAUUGGACGCAUGGAAGAGGCGUUACGUUCACUGAAUGCAAGACUGGAUGGGCUUGUUGCGGAGGAGAUGAAAUCGCUUCCGGUGCUUCGCCCGCGUAAAAUUCUCUCCAAGACAGAAAGGAUUGCUAGAAUGGUACGGGAAGAAAGUGUGCGUCAGCUGGCACAUAUUAAAGAAGAGUAUACGGAGUGUGGAGAACGCCCGAGUCUUCUUCAGUUUCUUGUGGAUGUGGAGCCCGUGAGGCAAUUGCAGAGUGCCCUUGAAGAGGAGUUUGACGGACGGCAACUUCAUCUAAAGGCACUAGAGAAUGUCAACCAUGGGAUCUUCAGCAAGCCAAGGCGCCACCAGCAAAAUGCCAUCACGGAGGGUUCACGCUGGAGUGUGCGAGAUGCCUCGGAGGAUUUUUGCUUAGAGGAGCACUCCCAUCGUUGGGAAUUUACGUUUUUUUUUCCGGAGUCAUCCCUAGAGGUGCAAGACUCCUGGGCAGUGCUUUCUUGCCAGACUCUUGGUGCCCUGCUCGAUGCCUUUGAGUGUCGCAAUUGUCUACCUGUAAACAUGUCUAAGAACGCAUUUAUUUUUAUUGGUGGGACUUUCUACGUUGAUAAUCGUCAUGCGGGAAUUGAGGGCGAAAACUACGAUGACUUGACGGCUCCAAUUCGUUACUUUCAACCCUUGAAAGAUGUGGAUCCUGGGAACACGCAAAACUUGGCAUUUGGAAGAUGUCCUGUGAAGUACAUGUCGGAGACCACCUUUGCGGACCUGGAUGUACGACUCGGGGAAUUUGGCGUCAUCCGACACAUUGGAUGGUGCACUCACUACUUCUACCUGAGUUCCGUGCAGAGUCUUCGAGGCAUGAAACGGUAUCACUAUGAGAAGGGGGCAUAUCCUCAGCGUGUCAUGAAGGCGCCUACUCGCGUUGUGCGUUGCCGCAUGUGUCGACAGUUUGCAGCCACCAUCGCUUGCUACAAUGAUGAGCUUUCACCCAAUAGCCCUUGUCCCUACUGUGUUCCUUGCUUUGAAUUGUUACACGCAACAGAUGAAGGUGUUGUUGAGGAGGAGAAAUUUAUUGCCAUCAAGCUCCCAGAUGGGAAGUAUUUUACAAUGUGA
Molecule: messenger RNA, 1332 nt
Organism: Trypanosoma cruzi
Lineage: Eukaryota; Euglenozoa; Kinetoplastea; Trypanosomatida; Trypanosomatidae
Product: small nuclear RNA gene activation protein (SNAP) 50, putative
Exons: 1
Coding region: 1-1332 (443 amino acids)
Biological process (GO): snRNA transcription by RNA polymerase III; snRNA transcription by RNA polymerase II
Cellular component (GO): snRNA-activating protein complex
Molecular function (GO): core promoter sequence-specific DNA binding; RNA polymerase III type 3 promoter sequence-specific DNA binding; RNA polymerase II cis-regulatory region sequence-specific DNA binding
Source: RefSeq, a predicted model, not a curated record